Aspergillus glaucus CBS 516.65 is the source of this 678-nucleotide messenger RNA. RefSeq lists its product as uncharacterized. The transcript has a single exon. Bases 1 to 678 code for a protein of 225 amino acids. The record is from RefSeq and is a predicted model, not a curated record. Lineage: Eukaryota; Fungi; Ascomycota; Eurotiomycetes; Eurotiales; Aspergillaceae.
AUGCUUCGGGCCGAGUUGAUUACAAUAUACCAUCAGUUGCACAAAGGUCGAGGCACGGAACUGUUUAGGGAAUCUAAGCAGGCUCAGAACAAAGUCAGAGUAGAAAGGAAGAAGUUGCAUCAGGCCGCCAAGGAUGAGCAACACAAGAAAUUUUUCGAGAAUGUUGGAAACCACAUCAUUGAGCAAAACUAUCAGGGCAAGUCGGUUAGCUUUGAACCAGACACCUCUCAUGUGAUACCGGAGAGAAAAGCCCUUGCAGACCUCGAAUUCAAGAACAGAGAUGUGGACAAAGUCAAUGAUGCAGAGCUGGUCAAGGACCGUAUCCAUUCCCUUGAGCUGCGCCUGGCUCUGCACUACCUCAAUGUGCCAAAGACAUUGCAGAAGCGAAUCCGUUUCGACCAGCCUCCAGCUGAUGUGGCCUCCGAGAAGAUUAUUCCAUUAAAGAGCGACAGUGGACUCGAGUGCCCAGCUUGCCUUGGUCGCUCUAACAUGCAUACUAGAGCAAAAAAGUACAUAUACGCUCGCAAGGAUAUUCUUCAGAGGCAUUUCAGAACCCACAAGCUACCUAGGAUCUUUCCCAAAGGCCGUGAAUGUGACUAUCCUGGCUGUGAUGCUGUUUUACGUUUCCUUCCACAGUAUAUGUUUCACCAGGGAGAAGUGCACAAGAUUUUCUUAUAG